AAAAAAUAAAAUUUAGUAUGACAAAAUUGAGAGAUAGAUUUUGUUUUUUGUUUGGAUACAAAGCCUCGUUAAAGUCUUGAAAUUGGCGCCUGGGAAAUCCUCCGGUGUCGCUAGGGUUUUAGCGUUAAUCCAUUAUUCUUCUAAAACCCUCUGGGCAUGACUCCAUUUUGCCACUCCACUGCAUCAAUCCCUAACCCGAACUCUCUCAUGUCUCUCUCCUCCACCCUCCGCCUCUCUUCCUCCCUCCUCCGUCGCUCCCUCGGCCAGUCUCGCCACUUUCGAUUUCCCUUUUCCGACCCACUAUGCCGUCUCCGCCGCUCUGAACCCUCCGGCGCGCGGUUCUUCUCGUCCCGUACUCCCCGCCCCGUCAAGGCCGUCGGUGUUGAUUCCGGGACCAACAAUGGCGGUUUGGUGGUUUCCGGUGACGAUAACAACGGUGGUUCCCGUAUCGUGCCCUUUGAGCUUCACAAGGAGGCUACCGAGUCUUACAUGUCGUAUGCGCUCUCUGUCUUGCUUGGCCGCGCUUUGCCAGAUGUCAGAGACGGUCUGAAGCCAGUCCAUCGGAGAAUCCUCUUCGCCAUGCAUGAAUUGGGGAUGUCGUCCAAAAAACCAUACAAGAAAUGCGCAAGAGUUGUUGGAGAGGUUCUUGGUAAAUUUCACCCGCAUGGAGAUACGGCGGUUUAUGAUGCUCUUGUUCGAAUGGCUCAGAGUUUCUCCUUGAGAUGUCCGCUCAUCCAAGGCCACGGGAAUUUUGGCUCGAUAGAUGCAGAUCCUGCUGCUGCAAUGCGUUACACAGAAUGCAGACUCGACCCACUUGCAGAGGCUGUAUUAUUAGCUGAUCUUGACCAAGAUACGGUUGAUUUUGUGCCCAACUUUGAUAACUCACAAAAAGAACCAGCAGUGUUUCCUGCUCGUCUUCCUGCUUUGUUGUUGAAUGGAGCUUCUGGGAUUGCGGUUGGCAUGGCAACAAAUAUUCCUCCUCACAACCUUGGAGAGUUGGUAGAUGUGCUUUGUGCUUUAAUCCAUAAUCCAGAAGCAUCGCUGCAAGAACUGCUGGAAUACAUGCCUGCACCUGACUUUCCAACUGGAGGAAUAAUAAUGGGAAACCUUGGGGUUUUAGAUGCUUACCGAACUGGCCGAGGCCGUGUUGUAGUUAGAGGAAAAGCUGAAGUUGAACUGCUCGAUCCAAAAACAAAGCGCAAUGCAAUUAUCAUCACAGAGAUUCCUUACCAAACAAACAAAGCUACGCUUGUUCAGAAGAUUGCCGAGCUUGUGGAAAACAAGACACUAGAGGGGAUCAGUGACAUACGUGACGAGAGUGAUCGUAAUGGGAUGCGUGUGGUUAUUGAGCUCAAACGAGGAGGAGAUCCUGCACUUGUGCUAAACAACCUUUACCGGCAUACUGCCCUCCAAUCAAGCUUCAGCUGCAACAUGGUUGGUAUCUGUGAUGGAGAACCCAAGCUAAUGGGCUUAAAAGAAUUACUUCAGGCAUUUAUAGAUUUCAGAUGCUCUGUUGUCGAAAGGCGCGCAAAGUUCAAGCUUUCACAUGCACAACAAAGAAAGCACAUUAUUGAGAUUUCAAAGGGAUUUAACAUAGUCAAAUUUAUUUAUACAGAAUAUGGGCUUUCUGAGAAACAAGCUGAUGCUAUAUUGGAGAUAAGUCUUCGAAGACUAACUGCUCUUGAGCGGAAAAAGUUUACUGAUGAGAGUAGUUCACUGACGGAGCAAAUUACAAAGUUGGACCAGCUACUGUCUAGCAGAACAAACAUUUUAAAGUUAAUCGAACAAGAAGCAAUAGAGCUAAAGGACAAAUUCUACAGUCCCAGGCGUUCAAUGUUGGAAGAUUCUGACAGUGGUGAUCUGGACGAUAUAGAUGUUAUUCCAAAUGAAGAGAUGCUGAUGGCCGUCAGCGAAAAAGGUUAUGUGAAAAGGAUGAAGGCUGAUACGUUCAAUCUUCAGCAUCGUGGAACCAUUGGUAAAUCUGUUGGGAAACUGAGGGUCGAUGAUGCAAUGUCUGACUUUCUUGUUUGUCAUGCACAUGACCACGUCCUCUUCUUCAGUGAUCGGGGUAUAGUUUACUCAACCCGUGCAUAUAAAAUUCCAGAAUGCUCCCGCAAUGCAGCUGGCACACCGUUGGUUCAGAUAUUAUCCAUGUCCGAAGGUGAAAGAGUAACCUCCAUUGUUCCUGUAAGCGAGUUUGCUGAAGACCGCUAUCUCCUGAUGCUUACAGUGAAUGGCUGCAUCAAGAAAGUGUCUUUGAAGUUAUUUUCAGGAAUACGCUCAACUGGAAUCAUAGCAAUUCAAUUGAAUUCUGGCGAUGAACUGAAAUGGGUUCGCUGUUGCUCAAGCGAUGAUCUUGUGGCCAUGGCGUCCCAAAACGGAAUGGUCGUCCUAAGUACAUGUGAUGGUGUUCGAACACUGAGCAGAAAUACGAAGGGAGUGACUGCCAUGAGACUCAGGAGGGAGGAUAAGAUGGCGAGCAUGGACAUCAUACCUGCAUCUCUGCGGAAAGAUAUUGAAGAGAAGUCAGAAGGCACUUCGACUGUAAGCGGGAAGCAAUCUUCUGGUCCAUGGCUAUUAUUCGUGUGUGAGAAUGGCUUCGGAAAGCGUGUUCCUCUGAGUAGCUUCAAGCCUUCGCGUUUGAACAGAGUUGGUUUAAUUGGAUCGAAGUUUGCGGAGGAUGAUCGUUUGGCUGCUGUAUUCGUGGUUGGCUACUCCUUAGCUGAGGAUGGAGAAAGCGACGAACAGGUGGUUCUAGUGAGCCAAAGCGGAACAGUGAACCGGAUCAAAGUCAGGGACAUCUCGAUCCAAUCACGCCGCGCACGGGGAGUGAUUCUUAUGCGACUAGAUCACGCCGGAAAGAUUCAAUCAGCGUCUCUGAUCUCUGCAGCAGAUGAAGAAGAAGAAGAAGAAGGCGAAGGGAUUCCGAGUCUUGAAGAAGCCUCUAGCCUGUAGAUUUUUUAACCAUCCCGAUCCAAUCCGUACAGAGUUUUUCUAGUGCCUUUUGAACUCUUCUCUUCCUAUUUUUGUUUUCCGAUGUUACAACGACAAGAGAAGACCAUGAUUGUAAUCGGUUAUUAACACUAAUCUCCUCGCAUUUUCCGUGGUUUAUUCGAAAAUAUUAAAUUGAAAAGUUAGGAAACAAAUUAUUCUUGAAUUAACCGUGAAUCUAAAUUAUUUUGUUUUGUCUUUCUUAACCGAAUCAAUAGAACAUUUUUACAAAUGGUACGAAGACGUAAGCACCAAACCCCAUGAUCACAAGAGCAGCUGCUCCAACAUUCAGCAACGAAAUGUCGUAUUUCCGACUCUGUUCUUCAUCCAUUCCUCUUCCUCCACGUGCAGCAGGAUCCAUGUCGGUUUCUGAUUCGGGGCUCUUUUCAAGCUUCUCUCUAUCUUCACCUUCCUGGAUUGUUUCUUCUUUCAUUGGAAUUGGAUCACCCAAAUCUACCCUACUAGGUUUCGCGACUUCAGGAUUAUCGUUAAGAUCUCCUGUUUCUUUGACUAAACCGACUUCUUGUAGGUUCCUUUGUUUUACUUUCUCUUGAAUCUCUCCUUCACUUACCUUGUCUCCAGCCAUCUUCUCAUCAUUCUUAUCAUGCUUAUUGCUUAUCACGUUACCAUUAACAUCCCGUGUAGUUCUUUCAACUCCCUCUUCCACUUUUUGCAAAGGCUUUGCUUGGUUCGUCGCAGCAGUUUCCUUGUCUGGUCUUGUGGUCUUAUCACCAACAACAGGCUUUGUGUGUUUCUCCUCUUUUAUUGGUUCCAAGCCAAUCUUUACUUUCGCUUUCAGCUUCCGGCCUAUUUCACCAUCUCCAUUUCUCUCAACCAGUUUCUCUGCUUUAGCAUGUACCUUGGGAUCCAAGCUACCACCAAUGGUUGGCAUUGGCGUUGGCGCUCUAAUAAUUCCUUCCUCCUUCACCCUUUGUCCGGUAAUUUUCUGGCCUAUAUCACCAUCUCUUUUUCUCUCAGUUACUUUCUCUUCUUCUGCAAGUACCUUAGCUUUCAAGCUACCACCAAUGGUCGAUGUACUUCUAGCCUCCUCGUCCUUCAACUUCUGUACAGUAGUCUUUUGCUGACCCAUUUGAGCAGCAUCCUUUCUCUCAACCUCCUUCUCUUCUUUCGUACGUUCCUUACUCCCCAAGCUAGGGUUUGCUUGUCCCUCUUUCACUCUCUGUUCAGACUUCUCUCGACUGCUACCCGCUGGCACUGCUCUCUUACCCACAACGGCUGAUUUAUACGUUUUGGGUUCUUCUAUAUUCGCCAUUGGAGCAGCUUUCUCUUGACCUGUUCCCACUUUUCGCUCAUCCACUGAAGAUUUCUUUCGUCCCAAGCUACUCUCAUUAAGACCAGACCCUCUACUUCCUUCCUGACUAGGCCUCUGUACCGUCUUCCUCUGAUCUUCGACUGCGUUUUCCGGUUUCGCACUUUCUUCGACCACUGGAAACUCGAUCGUCAAGAGUCCAUGUGCGAAGGAGGUGUUCAUUUUUGUCAUAUCACACGACUCAUGGACACGGUAAGCUUCAUUGAAACGAGCCUUGGUCAGAGUCGAGAGCGGUCGCUGGCCUUGAAUCUGGAUAGUCCGUGUACUCUCAUCUUUCUUUAUUUCUAUUUGAUCCCUGUAAAACCCUGGAAGAUUGACAUAGAGGAAAAUGGAAGAUCCAGAGUUACUCCAUUGUACUCUCGGCUUGAAAUUGCUCACCGUCGGAGCCAACGGUGGCGGGUGACGACCACCGCCCGGCCUUGGCCGCUUGUACAUCGCCAUAUGUGUGUAUAUAUCACUAUUUCAGGACAAGAAACUGAGUUUUUUUUUAAGAUUGUUUAAUCAAACUGUGAUGAAACAUAA
This is a messenger RNA of Thlaspi arvense, 4843 nucleotides long. The record is from the annotation of a GenBank genome assembly. Lineage: Eukaryota; Viridiplantae; Streptophyta; Magnoliopsida; Brassicales; Brassicaceae.